Molecule: messenger RNA, 1329 nt
Organism: Diversispora eburnea
Lineage: Eukaryota; Fungi; Glomeromycota; Glomeromycetes; Diversisporales; Diversisporaceae
Source: the annotation of a GenBank genome assembly
AUGGAUCAUUAUCCCAAUUACGGAAGUCAACAAGAUCCACCCUCAGGAUAUAACUAUCCACAAUAUAACGAUGCUUACAGUCAAAGUGGGUAUUCGGCAACAGCCAACACAUCCGAAUAUUAUUACGGGAGUGGAAGUGCUCCAACGGCGGGAAGUAACAGUAGUAAUAGUGGUGCAAAUCCACAGCCAACUACACCGUCAACAUCAUCACAAGGGUAUGCGCCUCAUCCAAGGAGUGAUGGCUACGAAGGCGGAACUUAUUCUUCCAGUUAUAAUUAUGGUAACUAUCCUGCACCAGCCGCCUCAGGGAGUUAUCAAACGGGUCCAGGUUCAUCAUCAACGGGAGGAGGAGGAAGCAUAAAUUCCACAGCACCAUAUAAUACAAGUGGUAGUGGGUAUAGCGGUGGAACAAAUAAGACAAGUUAUCCAGAUCGUGGUAGUGACUAUGGGGAUGGCCCUAGUUAUGGAGGAAACAAAAAUCCCUACGGAGAAAAUUUUAGUAACAGUUAUAAAUCUCGAGAUAAUAGUAGAGAUGGAUAUGGUCCACCAUCAAAAGAAGGUAAUACGUUUGAUAGUUAUGGAAGUCGUUCAGAAGAUAAUUUUACGGACGAAUCAUUAGUUCAAACAAGUGCCGACACGGUUUAUGUAUCAAAUUUGAGUAAAGAUGUUACGGAAGAAAAAUUAAUAGAUCAUUUUGGAAGUCUUGGAAUGUUAAAAAUUGACAAGAGAACGCAGAAGCCAAAAAUAUGGAUAUAUUACGAUAAAGUAUCGGGUGUCCCUAAAGGAGAUGCGACCGUAACGUAUGAAGAUGCAGACUCCACUGCAGCAGCAAUUAAAUAUUUUGAUAAUCAACCAUUUCUUGGUCAGAUUAUAAAAGUAGAAAUGUCUGUUCGAAAAGUUCCUUCUACAGGAUUUAGAGGUCGCGGUAGGGUUGGUAGAGGACGGACCGGAUUUACUAGAGGCGGUGCUGGUCGUGGAGGACCACCCCCACGUGAUGGGGAUUGGACAUGCGAAUCAUGUCACGCUAAUAACUUUGCUAGAAGAAUGGAGUGUUAUAAAUGUCAUUCACCUCGUAGUGAUGCACCUGGAGACGAUACCGGAUAUAAUAGUAGUCGAUAUUCUGGAUCAGUAAGAGGUGGGUAUAGAGUUCGUCGUGGCGGCGGCCCCGUAGCUUAUGGUAGCCGCUAUAACGAUGACGAUAGAGGAUAUGGAAGUAAUGGCUAUCGUAAUAAUGAUAGCAGCAGCAGUGGCCAUUAUGAUCAAGGUUAUGGGAAACCGAGCAAACAGGAUGAUCGACAAGAUCGCAGGGAUAGAUAUCGUCCUUACUAA